Messenger RNA from Condylura cristata (star-nosed mole), 4890 nucleotides. It is a transcript of the gene CGN, whose product is annotated as cingulin. The transcript has 21 exons. Bases 10 to 3603 code for a protein of 1197 amino acids. NCBI's taxonomy places the organism in Eukaryota, Metazoa, Chordata, Mammalia, Eulipotyphla, Talpidae. The record is from RefSeq and is a predicted model, not a curated record. Gene Ontology annotation, cellular component: myosin complex.
CUUCUCUUCAUGGAGCAGACACCCACCAUGACUGAAUCCCGCGGCCCUGUAGACCACGGAGUCCAGAUUCGCUUCAUCACAGAGCCAGACGGUGAUGCAGAGAUGGGCACCCUCCAUCGUGCUCGACGCCCCGCGAAGGAUGCCAGAGCCAGUACCUAUGGCGUGGCAGUGCGUGUGCAGGGCAUUGCUGGGCAGCCCUUUGUGGUGCUCAACAGUGGAGAGAAAGGUGGUGACUCCUUUGGGGUCCAAAUCAAGGGGCCCAACAACCGAGGGGCUCCAGGAGCUCUGAGCUCCCACUCAGAAAUCCCUGAGAACCCCUAUUCCCAGGCCAAGGAUUUUGCUGCCCCCUCUCAUGGCAGCAUGUCUGAUGAGGAACCUGGGGCCCACCAGAGUGGAAGGCUGCUCCGCUCCCAGUCCCACGCCUCACUGACAGACCCUGCUCCUCUGGGUCCGAGCAACAGGAGCACCAGCCUGCUGGAGCUGGCCCCUGAAGGGAGCACCAUUGACACUGCUCCCCUGUCGUCAGUGGACUCCCUCAUCAACAAGUUUGACAGUCGCCCUGGGGUCCAGACACGGGGCCGCACUGGCCGCCGCAUGCGGGCGCUGCCCCCGGAACAGCGUAAGCGGAGCCAGAGCCUGGACAACCGGCUCCCACGGGACACCCUGGAGGAACGGGAGCGCCGGUCCCCCAACCACUGGACCCCGACCACAAAGCAGGACCACCACGCAGGCAGCUCAAAGCAACCAUCCCAAAGCCAGAGUCCUUUCAGCAGUCUCAGCCGCUCCCAUCGGACCCAGGACUGGGUUCUUCAGAGCUUUGAGGAGCCGCAGGGGAGAGCACAGGACCCUGCCAUGCUGCAGUUCAAAUCAACUCCAGACCUCCUUCGCGACCAGCAGGAGGCAGCCCCGCCAGGCAGCGUGGACCAUGUGAAGGCCGCCAUCUACAGCAUCCUCAGGGAGGGAAGCUCAGAAAGUGAAACCUCAGUGAAGAGGAAGGUCAGUUUGGUGCUGGAACAGAUGCAGCCCCUGGCGGUGAGUGGCCUCUUGGUGACUUCUGGUUCUGCUAAGGCCCUGGCAGGGCAGGGUGAACUCACUCAGAAAGUGGCGGAGCUACAGCAAAAGUUGGAGGAAGAGGUGAAGAAGCGGCAGAAGCUGGAGCCAUUCCGGGCAGGGCUGGAGGAGCAGCUGGAGGAGAAGACAGAGGAGUGCAUCCGCCUGCAGGAGAUGCUGGAGAGGAAGAAGGGGGAAGCUCAGCAGAGCACCAAGGAGCUCCAGAACGUGAAGCUUCUCCUGGAUCAGAGUGAAAGGGUCCGGCGUGGGCUAGAGAUGCAAGUGAUGGAGCUACAGGACAAGCUGAAACAAGCCCAGGGGUCCGACUCUUCAAAGAAAGCACUUAUGAAGGACCUGUUAGAGAGUCGGGAGCUUCUGGAAGAAGUCUUAGAGGGGAAGCAGCGGAUAGAGGAGCAGUUGAGGCUGCGAGAGCGGGAGCUGACGGCCCUGAAGGGGGCCCUGAAGGAGGAGGUGGCCUCGCGGGACCAGGAGGUGGAGCAUGUCCGCCAGCAGUGCCAGCGAGACACAGAGCAGCUUCGCCGGAGCAUGCAAGAUGCGACCCAGGACCAAGCAGCUUUAGAGGCUGAGAGGCAGAAGAUGUCGGCCCUGGUGCGUGGGCUGCAGAGGGAGCUCGAGGAGACCUCAGAAGAGACAGGGCAUUGGCAGAAUAUGUUCCAGAAGAACAAGGAGGAGCUUAGAGCCACCAAGCAGGAACUUAUGCAACUGCGGAUGGAGAAGGAAGAGAUGGAAGAGGAGCUUGGGGAGAAGGUGGAGGUCUUGCAGAGGGAAUUAGGGCAGGCCCGAGCUGGGGCUGGAGAUGCUCGCCAGAUGGAGGAACUCAAGAAGGAGCUGCACCAAACACAGGAGGAGCUGAAGGAUGUGCAGGCAGAGCAGCAGAGCCAGGAGGUGGCUAGGCGACACCGGGAACGGGAGUUGGAGAAGCAGCUGAGGGCUGAGGCCGAUAGAGGCCGGGGCCUCGAACAGCAGAACGUCCAGCUGCAAAAAACUCUCCAGCAACUCAGACAAGAAUGUGAAGAGGCUUCCAAGGCUCAGCUGGCAGCAGAGGCAGAGGCUGCAGUGCUGGGGCAGAGGCGCACGGCAGUGGAAACGACGCUUCGGGAGACCCAGGAGGAAAAUGAUGAAUUCCGACGGCGCAUCCUGGGUCUGGAGCAGCAGCUGAAGGAGACGCGAGGGUUGGCGGAAGGAGGGGAAGUGGCGGAGGCCCGGCUUCGGGACAAGCUGCAGCGGCUGGAGGCAGAGAAACAGCAACUAGAGGAAGCCCUGAAUGCAUCUCAGGAAGAGGAGGGGAUGCUGGCAGCAGCAAAACGGGCACUAGAAGCGCGGCUGGAGGAGGCCCAGCGGGGGUUGGCCCGCCUAGGGCAGGAGCAGCAGGCUCUGAACCGGGCCUUGGAGGAGGAGGCCAAGCAGCGGGAGGUGCUCCGGAGAAGCAAGGCUGAGCUAGAGGAGCAGAAGCGCCUGCUGGACAGGACUGUGGACCGCCUGAACAAAGAGCUGGAGCAGAUUGGAGAGGACUCUAAGCAAGCCCUACAGCAGCUCCAGACCCAGUUGGAGGAUUACAAGGAAAAGGCCCGACGUGAGGUGGCAGACGCCCAGCGCCAGGCCAAGGAGUGGGCCAGUGAGGCUGAGAAGAACUCUGGGGGGCUGAGCCGGCUUCAAGAUGAGACCCAGAGGCUCCGGCAGGCACUGCAGGCAUCUCAGGCUGAUCGGGACACUGCCCAGCUGGACAAAGAGCUGCUGGCCCAACGAUUGCAGGGGCUGCAGCAAGAGGCAGAGAACAAAAAACGCUCCCAGGAUGACAGGACCCGGCAACUCAAGGGCCUUGAGGAAAAAGUCUCACGGCUGGAAGCGGAGUUGGAUGAGGAGAAGAACACUGUGGAGUUGCUGACAGCACGGAUGAAUCGUGGCCGGGACCAGAUGGACCAGCUAAGGUCAGAGCUCAUGCAGGAGAGGUCUGCUCGGCAGGAUCUGGAGUGUGAUAAGAUCUCCCUGGAGAGACAGAACAAGGAUUUGAAGAACCGGUUGGCCAGCUCAGAAGGUUUCCAGAAACCCAACGCCAGCCUCUCUCAGCUUGAAUCCCAGAAUCGGGAGUUGCAGGAGCGGCUGCAGUCUGAAGAGAGGGAGAAGACAGUUCUUCAGUCCACCAACCGAAAACUGGAGCGGAAAGUCAAAGAGCUGUCCAUCCAGAUUGAUGAUGAGCGACAGCAUGUUAAUGACCAGAAAGACCAGCUAAGCCUGAAGGUGAAGGCUUUGAAGCGGCAGAUGGAUGAAGCAGAAGAGGAAAUUGAGCGACUGGAUGGCCUAAGGAAGAAGGCCCAGCGCGAGCUGGAGGAGCAGCAUGAAGUCAAUGAGCAGCUCCAGGCCCGGAUCAAAGCCCUGGAGAAGGACUCCUGGCGCAAAGCUUCCCGCUCAGCUGCAGAGUCUGCCCUCCAACAUGAGGAACUGAGCUCAGAUGAGGAAUUCGAUGGUGUCUACGACCCUAAUUCCAUUGCCUCGCUGCUUACUGAAAGCAAUCUUCAGACCAGCUCCUGUUAGCUAAAGAUCCACAGGGACCCAGAAACCAGGAUCGAGGCCUAUCCUGAUCAGCCUCACUCUGUCCUGCCUAGUCUCAGAUUCCCCAUCCCUUUUGGGGAGCGGAGAGGGACGCCGCUGUUGGGACUUAAGACGGGGGAGGGAUGUGAGUGGUAGGGAUGAAAAAAGCAACAACACUAAGCUGGUUGACAGACUUUCCCUUACCGCUGGAGUAUUGGGUAUUUUAGGCCAACCGAGUCCUUAAGUGCUUAGCCCUCCGAUUGCUCCCUCUCAGGAGCAGGAUGCUCAGCAUGUAGGGGGCUUGAGCACAAUAGGAAGGAAGAGAAAUUGCCAUGUAUAUAAAGCUUUAUUUCAUUAGCCCUUAACGCCCAGGCUCAGGGAUAUACCUAUGUGAUUCUGCUCCCUUGACUCCUGCAAACCGCUUCCUUCCACUUGGGAGCAGGGUGAAGAGAAUCCUGUGAUGGACACGCUGGCGUGGCCCCAUGUACUUCUUAGAAGCACCUCUUUGCACAGCCGUGGCACCCAUGUGGUAGUCCUCGUCUCCCUCCAUUCCUUUUGUUUUCUUUCUACAAGCUAGUCGGUCCAAGGGAUCCUUUCUGCUUCUCUUCCUAUCUUCAUCAUUCUUACCUUUCUUUCCUCUCAGUGCCUUAGUCAAGGCAAGGAAAUAAGGACACUCUCCUUGCCUCUUACACCUGCACGUUCAUACCUCUCCAAGGACCAGUCUUUCCCUACCUGGGGCCCUCAGCCUUGCAUGCUGCCCCAGUGACCGACUGAAAUGAGAGCUGCUAGCUCUCUGCCAAUGAGCCCUUGGGAGAGGGACUCUGGUAGGGCCGUAAUACGGUGGUAGGGCCUGGUUCUGCUCAGGGUUUCCACUCUUCCCCUUUCCUUAUUUGACUAUAGAUGUGUUUUAUAAGGUGGCUGUACCUGGGAACCCUGACAAGUUUGAAAAGUAGAAGGUCACAGUCUUUGUGGUCUUCCUUGAGAUUUCUCUAACCAGAUGUGCCCAGCCUCAGUAGGGAACCAAAAGAACCUUAUUAUCUCAGGAGUUUGGACUUGAUACUUCCUGGCUGGGGCUAGAGCGUGACUCUCGGUAGAGAUGAGAAGAGCAGUGGAGGAUUUACUCUUUAUGUUUUAGGGUGAGCCAACCUUUGGUGGGGAGGAGAUAAGGGAGAUGAGUCACCUCUCAUUUCCUAAGCAGGUUCGAUGAAGAACCUGGGGAAAGAAGGCAGUUCUCACCAAUGACUUGUAAUAUCAUGAUUUUAGAAAAAAAUCAUCUUCUACAAAUGAGAU